CUUGUGUUAUGAUUAAUUGACAUGCCGUCAAAAAUCACAAAGAAAAAAGAGAGAGAAAGAAAAAAACUGCUGAUUAUUAAUUAUAUUUAUUUUGACGAAUGAUGAAACAAAAACAAAAACCUAGAUGACAACAGAAUAACAGAUGACAAUUGAAAGAGAGAGAGAGAGAAGCGAGGUUAGAGCACGUUAUUCAAGUGUUAUUAUUGAUUAUCUUCAUGGAAUUUUUUUUACAAAAGUUAUGUUUACAAAAGUUAUUUUUAUUAUAAACAAAUAUAAAUAGUAAAUAUCUAUAGAGCUUCUAAAAAAGUUAUUUACAGUUAUCUACAAUACAAACUGCAACAGCACACAGAUAAAUGCAUCGAGAAAAAGACAGACUACACUGGGAUGUACUGUGGCUCAGUGCCUAGCUCAACACUUUAUUUUAUGUUAGUACCAGUUAAUACUUUACCAGCAUAUUGGCAUACUUGCUGUCAUUACAACAAAACAAUUUCAAAAUGGCGAUAAAACGGGAUAUCCAAUAAAUAAUUGGGUCAAUUUUUUAUCUAUUACCUUUAAACAGUUAAAACAAGUAAAAUAUUUUGAUACUAAACUAGUGUCAUCCAAGGCUUAAUCUAUUUUUUUUUAUUUUAUAAAUCAAUUUUGUUAGAUAGAAUCAAUAGUGACAGUGCUAAAUACUUGAUAAUUAAAAAAAAAAAUACUGAUAAGAUUGGCGAAGCAUCAAGAUAAAAAAAUUAAAUCACAAUAAUGGAUAGAACAACAUUGAGAAGUGAAGCACGAAGUCGUGGAAGAUUUUAUCCAAUUGGUGAACAAAAAAAUAACAACAAGAUGACAAAUAUGAUGAGAAUAUUUACAUUGUUAUUAAAAAAAAAUUUAACAGUACGUAAAAAAAAAUGGGGACAAACAUAUUUAAUACAAAUUGGUAUAUCAGUUGGUUUAUUUUUAUUGGCUGAAUUAAUUAGAUUGCUAGCUGAUGAAGGAAUCACAGUUAUUAAUCAUGAUACAUAUCAUGAUCCAAAAAAUAGUAUUGAAAUUUUACAAAAUUUUCCAAGAAGAUCAGCCGUUAUUCAUUAUACACCACAAUUUGCAACAACAAAAGAUUUUAUGGAAUCAGUUAGAUUAUGUUUAAAAGUACAAGAAAGCAAUGUAUUUGGUUCACCUGAUGAAGCAACAAUGCUUGCUGAAAUAGCACGUGAUCAAAGUAUUGAAAAAGAAGAUGAAUUGAUAACACCAAUUGGUAUUGUUUUUGAAACAAUUGUUAAUGAUUCAUUACCAACAAUAUUUAAAUAUAAAAUACGUACAUCAUUUGAAUUUAGAAGAGGUUUAUAUGAUCCACUUGAAAAUGGUGAUGAUGCUGAUCUAGUUGAUGAUGAUCCAAUGCUUCCAGUACAAAUAUGUCUUGAUAAAGUGUUUAUUGAAAAAAUGUCAAAAAAUAAAACUGCAUAUGACACGACAAUGUUUAUUCAACAAAUGCCAUAUCCACCAUAUAAUAAAAUUGGUUUGGCUGAUUAUAUUGGAGCACAAGCAUUAGCUGAAUUUGCCAGAUUGAUGUUGGUUAUUGUGACAUGUGUUGAAAUGACAUUUCCAGCUAAUGAAAAAAAUAUUGGAAUUAAUAUUUUGAUGUCUGUUAAUGGAGUUAAAAAUCAAACAAAUUUGUUGAGUUGGCUUGUUACUGGAGCCAUAUGGAGUACAUCUUAUUUAUUGCCAAUUGUAUUAUUGCUUAAAUUUUUUUAUCCACCUCAUGUGGCACCAUUUCUUGAUCAUGGAAAUCCUUUUAUUGUAUGGCUCGCAUUACUUUUACAAACUAUACAAACUUUUUGUUUUGGAUAUCAUUUAUCAUCGUAUUUUUGGAAACCUUCGUAUGGAGUAUUUGCUGUGUUCAUGGCAUCAGGUCUAAUGAAUACUGUUAAAAAUUUUGCAACAGGUUCUGGGAUAAAACAUAUUUUAUUGUAUGCAGGAAUAUUUAGUCCAAAUUUUUUACUUGACAGAAUAUUUAAUGAGAUAAAUGCAUAUGAACGACAACUUACUGGAGUUGGUUUUUUGAAUAUGUUUGUUGUUGGUGCAUCAGACAGUUCACCUGAAGCAUCUAUUGGAGUGAUGCUUAUAUUUUCAAUUAUUGGAGCAAUAUUUCAUUUUUAUAUGGCAAUUUAUAUUCACUCAAUUAGACCAGGUAAAUAUGGUGUCAAACAGCAUCCACUUUUUUGUUUUCAAAGAAGUAAUAAGGUUCAGGAAAAUCAAACUCACUUGGCAUUUGAAGAAUUACAAGUGGAAAAAAAAGAAUUUGAAUCUGUUCCUGAAGGAAGUCUUGAGCCAGGAAUACGAAUAAGAGGUUUAAAAAAAAGUUAUACAACAGAUUGGAUUAAAAAAACAACAGUACAUGCAUUAAAAGGAGUUUCAAUUGAUUUUUACAAGAGUCAAAUAACAGCUUUACUUGGUCACAAUGGAGCUGGUAAAACGACAAUGAUGUCAAUAUUAUCAGGCUUGGUUAGCUCAACAGAAGGAGUAGUUUUUAUUGAUGGCAAAAAUAUACAAGCUGAUCCUGAAACAAUUAGAAAAAACAUUGGCUUGUGUCCACAAGUAAAUAUAGUUUUUCCUGAUUUAAAUGUAUUUGAGCAGCUUGUAUUUUUUGGAACAUUAAAAGCUGAUAAUAAAUCAACAAAACAACUUGAAGAAGAAAUUGAAAUACUAUUGUCAAAGGUCAAUUUGUCUGAUAAGAAAUACGCCUUGCCUGAUCAAUUAUCUGGUGGACAAAAGAGACGUUUGUGUUUGGCCAUGGCAGUUAUUGGUGAUGCAAAUGUUUUGAUUUUGGAUGAGCCAACAUCUGGAAUGGAUGCUGAGAGUAAACGUGAGGUCUGGGAUAUUAUUUUAAAAAUGAGAGGCUACAAAACAAUAUUAAUAAGUACACAUGACAUGGAAGAGGCUGAUAUUCUUGGUGAUAGAAUUGCCAUUAUGCAUUCAGGUCAAUUAAAAAGUUAUGGUACAGCAAUGUUUUUAAAAAAUUUAUAUGGUGAUGGACAAGUUGAAGUUACAUUGUCAGUUGAUCCUGGAUGCAAUGUAGCUAAAAUAAGUGAAGAGAUUGAAAUAAAUGUUAAUGUUUUAUCAGAAGGAGAUGGAAAAAUUGUACUAGCCAUUCCUAAAACAGAAUCACUUCCAGAAGCUUUAGAUAAAUUAGAAAGCUCAAAGAAAAAAUUAGGAAUAACUGGAAUGAGUGUUUCAAUAAUAACACUUGAACAAGUAUUUUUGAAAAUAACAAAAGAAGAAGGUGAUGAAAUGGAUACUAUCAACAAUCCAAUUAGAACAUUUGAAAAAGAAUCAGGUUUUACCUAUUUCAUGCAAACAUUUUGGGGAUAUUUAAUUAAAAAAUUUGCAUAUGCUAGAAAAAAUCCUUGGUCUUUUUGGAUAAGUCUUCUUCUUCCAUGUUGUGCAUCAUUAUUAUUAUUACUGGCUUUUGGAGCAAAAACAAAUAAUGAAAAACCAAUUAAACUAACACUCAAUGCAUAUUCUUCUUCAAAAGCUCUAGUAAAAUCAUCUGGACCAUCACUGUCUGCUAUCUACAGCAAUACAAUUAGAGAUUUUGGAGGAAAAGCUACGAUUAUUGAUUCACAAAAUAGUGUAACAACUUCUCUCUUGAAUUUUGCUAAAGAAAAUAAAGUUGUUUACAGAAAUAAAAUGAUUGUUUCAGCAGAAUUCAAUAGAACAGCUAAUAAUCUACUAGCAAAUGGUUUUUAUUCAGGUACUGCUAUUCGUGGUAUUCCCAUAACAAUCAAUUGUAUUUCCAACACAUUGGUAAAGCACUUAACAGACAAUGAAGCAAUACAAAUUCAUAUUUCUAGUCAACAACUUCCAAAAAAUGACAAUAAAGAAGCUCAAAGUACAGAUGCAUCAACUGUUACUUUGUCAAUGAUUAUAUUUUUAGCUCCAGCUAUUGCUUUUUAUGUGACACAUCCACUUUCUGAAGCAACAAGUGGAAUAAAACAACUUCAAGACAUGACAGGUGCCUCAAAAAUUUCAUACUGGGGAUCAAUGUUUAUAUUUGAUUAUUGUCAGUAUGUUAUUUCUGUACUUUUAUUGUUGGCUUCAUUUUUAUCUAUUGAUAUUUUUUUGGGAACACAAUUUUAUUAUGGAAAAGAAAUGAUGUUGUUUUUUGCACUUUUACUACUUUUUGGACUUGGAUCAUUGCCUCUUGUUUAUGCAAUAAGCUUUUGGAAAUUAACACAAAAUGCAACAAUGAUAAUACUGAGUGUUUCACCAAUGGUGCUUGGAUUCAUUGAUACAAUUCUUGCUGUAUUAAGUUUUACAUUGAAUAGUAAAUACUACGAUCAUGUACGAGAUAUACAAAAACAUAUAUUUCUUCUUAUUCCUGAUUUGAGUUUUCUUUAUGGACAUUAUUCAUUUUUUCAAAUUGUCGUCACAAAUGCAAGAUGUCGUCGAAUGACUGAUAAUAUUAUUCAUGCUCUAUGCUCUGGACCAAUAGCUAUUGAUGAAUGUUGUUCUAUGGAAUGCUCUGGAGGUGUUUGUAAAAAGCCAAAAUCAUAUUUUGAAAGUAAUUUCUUGGGUCCAUCACUUGGUGACAGUAUGUUUUACAUGGUAGUCUCAUCUGUCAUAUUUUUUGCUCUUAUAUUUAUUUUUGAGCAGCAAAUUAUUGAUAAAAUUUUAAUUAAAAUAAGAAGACAAAAUUUACAAACCAGCACAAUUGGAAUGGAUGAGUUGGUACAAAAUGAAAAAGAAAUUGUAGGUCAAGAGGUUCAAAAAAGAGUUGAUAAUACUGUUGAAAACGAUAAUGUAUUUUUGGCUCACGAGUUGAAAAAAAAUUAUGGUAAAUUACAAGUGGUCAAAGGUAUUAGUUUUCGUGUUAAAGAAGGCGAAUGUUUUGGUUUACUUGGUGUUAAUGGUGCUGGUAAGAGUACAACAUUCAAGAUGUUAACUGGAAUUGAAUUACCACAUGAUGGAACAAUGUAUUUAAAAAAUUAUGGAAUACAUAAUAAUCGUGGAAAAUAUCUUGCUGAGAUGGGUUAUUGUCCACAACAAGAUGCAAUCAUUGAUACACUCAAUGCUUGGGAUCAUCUUAAUUUAUUUGCAAGACUUCGUGGUGUACCAACAUCACAAAUUCAUUUCGUCGUUAGAAAUUGGAUAAUUAAAUUAAAUUUAACAGCUUGUGCAUCACAACCAAGUGCAACUUACAGUGGGGGAAAUAGAAGACGAUUAAAUAUUGCAAUGGCAUUGAUUGGUAAUCCAGCACUGGUAUUGAUGGAUGAACCAACGACUGGCGUUGAUCCAGCUGCAAGAAGAUCACUUUGGAAUACACUGAAAGCUUGCCAAGAGUUUGGUCAAUCAAUUAUUUUAACAUCUCACAGUAUGGAAGAGUGUGAAGUUCUUUGCAAUCGUUUGGUGAUCAUGGUAAAAGGACAGAUAGUAUGUGUUGGUGCUGUUCAAGAAUUGAAGCAAAGAUUUGGUGCUGGUUACAAUAUUCAUGUUAAACUAUCAACUGUAUCACGUGAUGAUGACAUUCAAGAAAUUAAAAGACGAAUUGAAUCAGGAAUUAGUUGUCAAAAAAUGGAUGAAAAUUCUGGUUUUCUUGGAUAUCAUGUGACUGAUUCACAAGUAAGCUGGACUUUCAUGUAUGAUUUGAUGAAUACACUAAAAAAUACAUACAGCUGUAUUGAAGACUUUGCAGUACUUUCGUCAACAUUAGAGCAACUUUUUAUUCAAUUUGCGAGAGCACCUGACGAUAUUGGCAAUGGUGAAUUAUCUAGAAACUCAUGGCGUAAUACUUCGUCAGGUUCACCUAAUAUGGAUGCAAUGAUGAAUAUAUUUAAAUUGUUAUUGAAAAAAAAUUUUUUAGUACGUAAAAAGCACUGGGGACAAUGUUUGAUAGUUCAGAUUGUGCUGACACUUUUAAUACUUGCACUUGUUGAAUUAGUUAGACGAGAAUCAAGUGCAACAAGUGUCAAAGUCAUGCCUAAUAAUACGUAUCACAAUGUGGAAAACAUUGGAGGGACUUAUUAUACAUCAACAAGAAUUAGAUUUACACCACAAACAUCAACAACUGAAAAAAUAAUGGAAUCAGUUAAAAAUUGUUUUGGGGAUUCAAGUAUUAUAACUGGUUGUUCAAAUGAAAAAACAAUGCUUGCUGAAUUUGCAGCUGAUGAUGAACGUAAAGAUCAACAAGAUUUUUUGUAUUCAAUGGGUAUUGUCUUUGACAUCAGUGAUGAACCAAUUCCAAAAAUUUUUAAAUACAAAUUACGUCCAUCAUAUUUAUUUAUAUCAGACAAUUUAUAUGAUCCAAUGGAAAAUGGUGGAAGAGGAACAUUUUAUGCAAGCAGUCUAUCAAUUGAUGUACAAGUUUGUCUUGAUAAAGCUUACAUCAAUAUGAUUUCCAAAGAUAAAAAUGAAUACAAUACAACAUUGACUAUUCAACAGAUGCCUUAUCCACCGUACAAUCAAGUCGGUCCUUUAACAAAUUACAUCAAUAAAGCAUUUGGAAUUGUUAUUGCUGUUAUUUUUCUAAUUGUUACAUUGGUUGAAAUAACAUUUCCAGCAAAUGAAAAAAUUAUUGGAAUUAAUAUAUUGAUGUCUGUUAAUGGAGUAAAGGAUUGGAUGAACUUACUGAGUUGGCUUGUUAGUGGAAUUUUAUCAAGUAUUAUUUAUCUGGUAUUGAUUACUUUAAUGCUAGAGUACUCUUGGGAUUCAAGUGUUGAAUCUUUUCUUCAAUACAGUAAUGGUAUUAUUGUGUUUUUUGCAUUGUUAUUGAUGACAAUCCAUACGUUUUGUUUUGGUUACCACUUGUCAUCUUAUUUACAAAAACCUUGGCAUGGAGUAUUUGUGAUAUUAAUUCCUUCAAUUGGAACACUUGUUCUUCAUUAUAAUUCUGAUUCUGUACCAUGGUAUUUUGUAUACUUGGGAAUAAUUAGUCCGAAUUUUUUAGUGGCUGGAUUUUUUCAACAACUCACUGGCUUUGAAACAGAACUUUCUGGACUCAAAUGGUCAAAUAUAUUUCAAGCUAGCUCGUUUGAUACACUUGGAGCUUCAGUUGGUACGAUACUUAUUUUCUCGAUUUUAGGAUCGUUAUUUCAUUUUUUCAUGGCACUUUAUGUCCAUGCAAUUUUACCAGGAAAAUAUGGGGUCAAACAAAACCUAUUAUACUGUUUUCAAAGAAAAAAUAAAAUUGCAAAUAAUAAAGUACAUUUAGCAUUGGAAGAAAAUAAUAAAGGUAAUAAAAAAUUUGAAGUGGUUCCUGAGGGAAGUCUUGAACCAGGUAUUCAAAUAAGAGGUUUAAAAAAAAGUUAUACAACGCAGUGGAACAAGAAAACAGCUGUGCAUGCAUUGAGAGGAGUUUCAAUUGAUUUUUACAAGAGUCAAAUAACAGCUUUGCUUGGUCAUAAUGGAGCUGGUAAAACAACAAUGAUGUCAAUAUUAUCUGGCUUAAUUAGUUCAACAGAGGGAGUAGUUUAUAUUGAUGGUGAAAAUAUACAAGCUGAUCCUGAAAUAAUCAAGAAAAACAUUGGCUUGUGUCCACAAGUAAAUAUAGUUUUUCCUGAUUUAAAUGUAUUUGAGCAGCUUGUAUUUUUUGGAACAUUAAAAGCUGAUAAUAAAUCAAUAAAACAACUUGAAGAAGAAAUUAAAAUACUUUUGUCAAAGGUCAAUUUGUCUGAUAAGAAAUACGCCUUGCCUGAUCAAUUAUCUGGUGGACAAAAAAGACGUUUGUGUUUGGCCAUGGCAGUUAUUGGUGAUGCAAAUGUUUUGAUUUUGGAUGAGCCAACAUCUGGAAUGGAUGCUGAGAGUAAACGUGAAGUCUGGGAUAUUAUUUUAAAAAUGAGAGGCUACAAAACAAUAUUAAUAAGUACACAUGACAUGGAAGAGGCAGAUAUUCUUGGUGAUAGAAUUGCCAUUAUGCAUUCAGGUCAAUUAAAAAGUUAUGGUACAGCAAUGUUUUUAAAAAAUUUAUAUGGUGAUGGACAAGUUGAAGUUACAUUGUCAGUUGAUCCUGGAUGUAAUGUAGCUAAAAUAAGUGAAGAAAUUGAAAUAAAUGUUACUGUUUUAUCAGAAAGAGAUGGAAAAAUUGUACUAGCCAUUCCUAAAACAGCAUCACUUCCAGAAGCUUUAGAUAAAUUAGAAAGCUCAAAGAAAAAAUUAGGAAUAACUGGAAUGAGUGUUUCAAUAAUAACACUUGAACAAGUAUUUUUAAAAACUACAGAAGAUGAGGGUCAUGAUACAGUUGAUACAAGUAAUGAAAGUAUUUCAUCAUUCAGCCCAGUCAAAGGAUUUUCUUAUUUUACUCAUACUUUUUGGGGAUAUUGGAAUAAGAAAUUUACAUUUACAAAAAAAAAUCCUUGGAUAUUUUGGAUCAGUAUUAUUCUUCCUUUAUUGGCAGUAUUAUUUUUUUUACCAUGGUCAGGUGAACCCGAGCUAGACUUGACAUUAAAUGCUUACACUUCUCCAUCUGCUUUUGUUCAAUCAGUCAACCCAUUGUACACAAAAAUGUAUCAAAAGACUUUACAAGAUUUUAAAGGAACAGCAUCAAGUGUUGAUACUGGAAUGAGUGUCACUGGUGCACUUUUGAAUUUUGCAAAAAAAAAUAAAGCUGAUUACAGAAGCAAAUUCAUUGUAUCUGCUGAAAUUACUGAAGCUAAUAAGACCAUCCACGCGAAUGGAUUUUAUUCUGGAAGUGCUAUACGUGGUAUUCCUUCAACAAUAAACUGUAUCUCAAAUACUCUGGCAAAAGUUUUAGGUCAAAAUGAAGACUUGAAAAUUUACAUUUCAACUCAAAAACUUCCUAACCAGUUAAAAUCAAAUUCAAAUCCAGCUGUGGGUAGUUUUGCAGUUAUGGUUGAAGCUGCAUUAUUCACUGCGUUAAUCAGUGUUCUUUUGACACUAUCUGUAACUCUUUAUGUCAUUCAUCCACUGUCUGAAUCAGUAUCUGGAAUUAAACAGCUUCAAGACAUGACUGGUGCAUCAAAAUUAAGCUACUGGGGAUCCAUGAUCUUCUUUGAUAUUGUUCAAUAUAUGAUUCCAAUUGUUGUACUGGUGGUGUCACUGGUGUUUAUUGAUAAAUUAACAGACACAAGGAUUUAUCAUUUUACAGAAGUUUCACUUCUUUUGAUACUAUUGAUGCUGUUUGGUCUUAGUUAUUUAUCUCUUGUUUACACAAUAAGUUUCUUUAAAUUCACACAGAAUGUUACUAUGAUAAUAUUAAUUUUUUUACCAGUAAUUGCCAGCUUUGCCAAUGGAAUUCUUUCAGGUAUAAAUGAAAUUUAUACUAGAAAAUAUGAUGCUAUAUACAACGUUCUAAACAAUAUACUCUUGCUAAUACCACAUAGAAGUUUUUUUGAUGGUUGUUUGUCAUUUUAUACAAUUGCAAUGACAAAUGCACAGUGUCGAAGUUUAUCAGAUGAAGAUCUAACUGCAAAAUGUAUUUUAAACAAACGAUAUGAAUGUUGUAUGAUGGAAUGUGUUGGAGGUUCUUGUAAAAAUCCAAAAUCAUAUUUUGAUAGUAUCUUAAUUUUUUUAACUCUGAAAGAGAGUAUGAUGUUUCUCAUAGGAUCAUGCUUGUUUUUUUUGUUGAUCAUGUUUGUCCUUGAACAGCAAAUUAUAGAAAAAAUUAUAAUCAGAAUAAGAAGGAAAGAGGUACAAACUAGCACACUUAGAACAGAUGAAUUGGUACAAAAAGAAAAAAUAAUUGUAAAAGGAGAGAUCAAGAAAAGAGUUGAUGAUACUGUUGAAAAUGAUAAUGAUAAUGUAUUUUUGGCUCACGAGUUGAAAAAAAAUUAUGGUAAAUUACAAGUGGUCAAAGGUAUCAGUUUUCGUGUUAAGGAAGGCGAAUGUUUUGGUUUACUUGGUGUUAAUGGUGCUGGUAAAAGUACAACAUUUAAGAUGUUAACUGGAACUGAAUUACCACAUGAUGGAACAAUGUAUUUAAAAAAUUAUGGAAUACAUGAUAAUCGUGGAAAAUAUCUUGCUGAGAUGGGUUAUUGUCCACAGCAAGAUGCCAUCAUUGAUACACUCAAUGCUUGGGAUCAUCUUAAUUUAUUUGCAAGACUUCGUGGUGUACCAAAAUCACAAAUUCAGUUUGUCGUUAGAAAUUGGAUAACUAAAUUAAAUUUAACAGCUUGUGCAUCACAACCAAGUGCAACUUACAGUGGGGGAAAUAAAAGACGAUUAAAUAUUGCAAUGGCAUUGAUUGGUAAUCCAGCACUGGUGUUGAUGGAUGAACCAACGACUGGUGUUGAUCCAGCUGCAAGAAGAUCACUUUGGAAUACACUUAAAGCUUGCCAAGAGUUUGGUCAAUCAAUUAUUUUAACAUCUCACAGUAUGGAAGAGUGUGAAGUUCUUUGCAAUCGUUUGGUCAUCAUGGUAAAAGGACAGAUAGUUUGUGUUGGUGCUGUUCAGGAGUUGAAGCAAAGAUUUGGUGCUGGUUACAAUAUUCAUGUUAAACUGUCGACUGUAUCACGUGAUGAUGAUAUUCAAGAAAUUAAAAGAAAAAUUGAGUCAGGAUUUAGUUGUCAAAAAAUGGAUGAAAAUUCUGGUUUUCUUGGGUAUCAUGUGACUGAUUCACAAGUGAGCUGGACUUUCAUGUAUGAUUUGAUGAAUACACUAAAAAAUACAUACAGCUGUAUUGAAGAUUUUGCAGUACUUUCAUCCACAUUAGAGCAACUUUUUAUUCAAUUUGCCAGGGCUCCUGACGAUAUUGGCAAUGGUGAAUUAUCUAGAAACUCAUGGCGUGACCCUUCAUCAGGUUCACCUGUUUAA
Molecule: messenger RNA, 10743 nt
Organism: Aphidius gifuensis
Lineage: Eukaryota; Metazoa; Arthropoda; Insecta; Hymenoptera; Braconidae
Exons: 10
Coding region: 745-10743 (3332 amino acids)
Biological process (GO): transmembrane transport; lipid transport
Cellular component (GO): membrane; intracellular membrane-bounded organelle
Molecular function (GO): lipid carrier activity; ATP hydrolysis activity; ATP binding
Source: RefSeq, a predicted model, not a curated record